CCACAGCUACCGCAUCGAGAGUGGAGUUUCACUGUCGUCGUCGUCGUCUCCAUCAGUCUUCUGCAUAAGAAGCGCCGCCGGAGAGCCCAUAACCUCGCCGCAAUCGCCGGAUUCACAUCUGCCGUCGGCCAACCGAUUCAAAACCAACCGCCGAAGCAUCUAUGCACAGAAAGCACCUGAUGUUUCAUGAUUGGCUUCUCUCAUGCCUCCAUUAAGAAGACAUCAAAAUGUUUCCUAAGUGGUGUUCCCUUGGGUUGGCGGCUUCCUCGUUUCUCUUCUCAUGCUAGAUAGCCUUCUUGUCGGUGGACUUGAAGGGUGAAGUUCAUGUGUUCUUGGAACAUAUGUGCUCACUCCCAGAGAGAAGGCCAUUUGGAAUUUGAUCAUUGUUUUGACUGUAUACGGCUAUCAAGCAUGUAUUGAGCAUUUCAAUCUUUGAAGUACAUGAUUGUACUACUGAGCUGCUUUUUUAUAUUUUCAAAUGUUGGAUGUCCAGAACAUUGGAAAUAGUUGUGCACACCUCACUUGUCUGUGUUGACGCCAUUUUUGCUGAGAUCCCUGUUGUACUUGUUGAUCUAGAUCUAGAGAAACUGGUGUCAAUGUUCUACAAAUGAGCCUAAGUGAAUUGUGUUCUUUCUGUGUUCAUAUGGUCUGAUAUAUCUAGUAAUCGUGUUUGUAAGCAUUUCCCAAUAUCAGAAGGGCAGCUGAGGCAUAUGGAUCACGUUUCUCAUAAACCAGAUGUGUCUUUGUCGGAUAUACAAAUGGUUGGAACUAUUUCAAAUAAUACAAUGCAUGAUUUUCCUGUAUCAAAUAUACCCAUGAAUGCUGUUGAGUCUGUCCCAAGUAAUGGUAAUAGGUUUGAUGACUCUUUCGGCCAUGCAUUUAUCAGUUCUUCCCCUAAGCAGUACAUGGUGUCAAACCAGCAGGGUGCUAUGGGAAAUGUCUCCACUGGUGUUGUUGGCAUACAGAAACUCUCUGUACCAAGCAAGCGCAAGGCUGAGGGGGAACCGGUGGUUCACAGCUCUUCUCCUCGGCAAUCAUCAUCGCUAGCAAACAAACGUGUUGGGUCCCAGCGUCCACAGGUGCUACCAAAACCCAGCUCGACAUCAUCGCAGGGUCCUCUGGCACCUAAUAAGAAAGCUGUGCGGAAUGGCCCACAGCGUCCACAGGGACCAAAAGGGCGGGCAAUUCAAGUCGAUGCCGUGUCGAAAAAUCAGACGGACUCCUCCAAAGCCGUGAGGUCAAAAAUGAGGGAAUCACUUGCUGGUGCACUUGCUUUGGUAUGCCAGAGAAAAGAUGAACCCUCCAAUCCAGCUAAGGGUGAGAGUGAAGACAGAAGUGGGCAGCAGUCUUCAGUAGAACUGACAACUGGAUUUCCCGAGUUGGCAGUGGAGGAUAUACCGUUUAGUGAUAACUUCUUUGUUAAAGACGAUCUCUUGCAGGGAAACGGUCUCACUUGGGUCAUGGAUCUUGAUAUGGAAAUGGGCAAGGAAAUAAAUGAAGCUGCUAAUGAUAAAGUACAAGAGAGAAAAUCUCCAGAGGACCUGGCUUUAGUUAUCGAGGAAGAACUGUUUAAGUUAUUCGGAGGUGUGAAUAAGAAAUACAAGGAAAAAGGUAGGUCUCUUCUGUUCAAUCUUAAAGAUCCUAACAAUCCAGAACUUAGAGAGAGGGUUAUGUCUGGUGAGAUUCUCCCAGAAAGGUUGUGUUCAAUGACUGCCGAGGAACUUGCUUCAAAAGAACUUUCUGAAUGGAGGACUGCAAAAGCUGAAGAGCUUGCUCAAAUGGUUGUUUUGCCUGAGAAUGAUGGUGACAUGAGACGGUUGGUUAAAAAAACACACAAAGGUGAAUACGAAGUGGAGUAUGAAACUGACGAUAAAGCUGUUAGUAUCGCUGCAGAGAUCUCUGCUGGUGCAACGACAUCAAUCACUACACAAUUUCAACGAAAGCCCAAAGUUGCAAAGACAAAGUUAGCUUCAGAGGAUGGAGAGAGUCAAAGUUCUGCAGACAGAAUUAGUGAAAAGAAACAGGAUUUAUCAGACAGUCUGGUUAUCCAGACUGAUGAGACUGAUUUAAUGCAAGGAAUGAUGGUGGAUGAGUUCAAGGAAGCAGAUUUUCUUUCUCCCAUUGUUACCCUUGAUGAAUUUAUGGAGUCCCUUGAUUCAGAACCUCCAUUUGAGAACUUGCCUGCUGUAGAUGAUGCCACAAAAAAACUUCCAGUUACUGAAUCAACUUCGGAAGGACCUUCUAAUGAUGCUCUUUUGGAAGACGAGGAUGGUAAAGAGAUCGAAAAUCAGGCCGAGGCAGUCAAAAAACAAAUUGAUCCACAGCCAGAUGUUAAAUCUAUUUCAAGUUUAACUGCAAAAAAAGAAUUGCCAACUGGGAAUGCAACUUCAGUUAAUUCUAUUUGGGAAGGGGCACUUCAACUGAGUAUUUCAACUGCAGUUGCGGUUAUGUGCUGUUUUAGAAGCGGUGAAAGAACAUCCACUAAGGACUGGAAGAAUCCCCUUGAAGUCAAGGGUAGAGUCCGACUUGAUGCAUUUGAAAAAUUCAUUCAGCAGCUCCCGAUGUCACGGAGUCGCGCAGUCAUGGUGGUUCAGUUUCUACUCAAGGACGCCUCGUCGGACGAUGGCCGGAGAUGUCUUUCUGAGGCAGUGGAUUCUUACGUUUCCGAUGGGAGGGUGGGAUUUGCGGAGCCGGCUCCGGGAGCGGAGCUUUACCUUUGUCCUCCGCGGGGGCGGGCACUCGAAAUGCUGACCAAUCACCUCUCCAAGGACUUCUCCGAACUGCAUGGUUCCAUUGACGAUAAUACCCUUGUCGGGGUUGUCGUGUGGCGAAGACAUCAUCAUCAUCAUCCACCUCACAAUUACCAUCACCAUCAUCGUUUGACGUCAACCGUUUCAAUAGACCCCAAACAACAACGUGCCCAACAACCGCACGAACGAGAUUCCGACAAUUUCUCGCCGAUAGUGUCUUCGAGACCUCCGCCUGCCCCGUUGCCCGCUACGAAGGACGACGACGACGAUGACGACAUCCCGCCCGGGUUCGGGCCGCCCAAAGGCGGGCCUCAUGACGACGAUGACUUGCCGGAGUUCAAUUUCUCCGGGAACACGUCCUCGGCGAGACACCCGCACCCCCACCCCCGUGCCGCGGCACCCCUAUCGGAUCAAAUGAGACAACUUGUACACAUGUAUGGCAAAACCGAUAUUAGAAAUGUUAAUAACAGCAAUAACAUUAAUAAACCACCUACUGAUAUUGGAAUCGAACCAUGGAACGACGAUGACGAUGAUGACAUCCCGGAGUGGCAGCCGGCGCCGCCACCGCCGGUGCCCGGUGCCGGGUUUCAUCUCCCGCCACCCUUGCAACAACCCCACAGUUUAGGUCACCCAAGAAUGCAAAACCCACAUCAUGUCCCAAACAUGUCCCCAAGGUGGCCUCCAGUUUCUCCGGGAACCUUCGGGAACCAGCAGCAGCGUUAUGGGGCGGCAGUUGGGCGGCCGCCGGGCGGGGAUUAUAGAAGGGAUAACAGACGUUUUUGAGACACAUAUGAUGUAAAAAUUGAUCCUUUUUUUUUGGUGUUGUUUAGUGGUUAGUAGAGAAGGAAGAUGAUGGAUUUUUUCAUGUGUAAGUUUAGCUUUCAUGUGAAAAACAAGAUGAAUAAAUACUCUAUCGUCUG
Messenger RNA from Cuscuta campestris, 3670 nucleotides. NCBI's taxonomy places the organism in Eukaryota, Viridiplantae, Streptophyta, Magnoliopsida, Solanales, Convolvulaceae. The record is from the annotation of a GenBank genome assembly.